GUGGGAAGAUCUCAGUGUCUUUCACUAUAAAAACAUUAGCCUAAUAUAUCUGUUCAUUCUUUCUUAAAGCUAACAUCAUAUUAUAUUUACAAUUCUGUAUGAUGCGAGUGUUUCAGAAACUUUAACCUCAUUGGUUGCUUUUUUCAGGGAACAAGGAACUCAAGCAUGGAGAAGGAGUGGAGAUUACUUGGCUUCCUUGUUCUGUCAUUAUGUUUUCUUGUCAGCAAUGGCCAAAAACAUGUCUGUACACAGGAGACUGUGGCUGACAUUGUAUUCCUGGUGGACGGCUCUGCCAGUAUUGGGCUGGAAAACUUCCAACAAAUCCGUGACUUCCUCUAUUUUCUCGUACAGAACUUUGAAGUUGCUCAUGACAAGAUCAGGAUCGGUCUGGUUCAGUACAGUGACACACCGCAUACUGAGUUUUCACUCAACACUUAUCAGAAAAAAGAGGAAAUUCUCAACUACAUCCAAAAUCUGCAUUAUAAAACCGGCGGGACAAAUACCGGCCUGGGUUUGGAGUUCAUGCUGGAACAGCAUUUUGUUGAAAAGGCCGGAAGUCGAGCACAACAGAAUGUUCCUCAGAUUGCCGUUGUUAUCACAGAUGGUGAUUCUCAAGAUGAGGUUGAGUCACAUGCUCAGGAGCUGAGGGACAGGGGGAUCAAAAUAUUCGCCAUAGGGAUCAAAGAUGCAAACGAAGCGUUACUGAGACAGAUCGCAAAUGAGCCAUAUGAUCAGCACGUCUACAGCGUAUCAGACUUUGCAGCUCUGCAGGGAAUCUCUCAGAGUGUAAUCCAGGAGCUGUGUAACACUGUAGAGAAAAAACACAAAGAGGUCAUCCUGAUGUUAAAAGGCUGCAACGAGACUGCACAGGCAGACAUUGUGCUCCUUGUGGACUCGUCUGGUAGCAUUGGAGACAGUGAUUUUAAAGAAGUGAGGAAGUUCCUCCAUGCUUUUGUGGAACAAUUUAACCUUAGACCUGACAAGGUGAGAGUGGGACUUGCCCAGUUCAGUGACAGACCAUACCAAGAGUUCCUACUUGGUGACUAUUUAGAUAAAAAAGACCUGCACCAAAAGUUGGAUGAACUCAUCUAUCGUAGAGGAGGCACCAACACCGGUCAGGCCCUGACUUUCAUCUGUGAGAAUUACUUUAGCCUGGCCAGAAAGAAUGUCCCUGGCAUUGCUAUAGUCAUCACAGAUGGGGAAUCACGGGACGCUGUCGAGGAAUCUGCCCAGAGACUACGAAAUAUGGGAGUUGCCAUCUUUGUCAUCAGGGUGGGAAUGGGCAACAUGGAAAAGCUGCGCACCAUGGCUAAUGUCCCACAUGAAGAGUUCUUAUUCAAUAUUGACAGUUAUCAAGAACUGCAAGGUCUAAAAGUGGAUCUGCGCAACAAAGUGUGCUUUACUGUGGAGGUCCAGUCACAAGCUCUUAUGCAAAAAUUUGCUGAUCUCUUCAUACUGGUUGAUAGUUCAGCAUCUAAUCAAGAGCAGAAAACAAUAAGGAAUUUCCUCGAAAAACUGGUCAACCAGCUGGAAGUGGGGAAGAAUGCUAAUCGUGUCGGCCUUGCUCAGUUUAGCAAAAAUGUCCAAGAGGAAUUCCUGCUCAAUACUGACAAGAACAAGAAUGAGAUGGUGUCAUUUAUUCGCAAACUGCAGCUGAGGCCUACAGGGAAGCGUAGAAUUGGCCAUGCCAUUCAAUAUGCACACACAAAUUUCUUAAAUAGCGCUGCUGGAAGCCGUGUCUCUGAAGGGUUUAAGCAGUUCCUGUUAGUUAUCUCUGCUGGAGAAUCCGCUGAUGGUGUCGUCCAAGCAUCCCGAACAAUCAAAGAAGAUGCAGUGACAGUUUUUGCUGUUGGCUUAAACAAAGCUGAUCCGUUUGAGAUGAAGGACAUCUCUAGUCCACAGCACAACUACAAGUUAGUAGGUAAUGUUCCACAAGUGCAACAGAAACUUAAGUCUGCCAUUGACACAUGGGAAGAUGCUGCCGUCACAGAGGCAAGGGGAAUACAAAUUAUGCCAACAUACUCUAAAGGAGGUAACGUUCCACAAGUGCAACAGAAACUUAAGUCUGCCAUUGACACAUGGGAAGAUGCUGCCGUCACAGAGGAGUGCAAGUUUGAUGUGGUGGCAGAUAUUGCUUUUAUUGUUGAUCAGUCCAGCAGUAUCAGAUCCAAAAAAUUCCAACUUGUGCGUGACUUUCUCAAGAACACCAUCGGAGGUCUCGACGUGGGAGAGGGAAAAAUAAAGGUAGCUGUGAUCCUCUAUAGCGACUUCCCUCGAGCUGAUGUGUACUUGGACACCUUCAAUAAUAAGGCUGACAUCCUGCGCUACAUCAGUAGCAUGGCAUAUGGUCGUGGUAAAACAAACACUGGAGCUGCUCUCAGGUUUGCCAAAGAGCAUGUGUUCACCAAAGCAAGAGGCAGCAGAAGAGAUGAGCAUGUUCAGCAGGUUGCUGUUGUUAUCACGGAUGGAAAGUCCACAGAUGACGCGCCCAGCGCUGCGGCAGAUUUGCGGCGAUCAGGCGUCACUGUAUUUGUGCUUGGCAUCAAAGACGCAAAAGAGGAUGACUUGAGAGAGAUCGCAUCCUACCCACCCAAGAAGUUUGUGUUAAAUGUGGAACGCUUUGAUCAACUAAAUUCACUUGCGAAGAUUUUAACCAAAACACUUUGCAAUGAAAUCACAGAUGCCAUCAUACCUCAAAGCUUACUCUCUACAGUAUUAGGUUGCAAGCAAACAGUCAAAGCUGACAUAUACUUCCUUGUGGAUGAAUCAGGAAGUAUAGACUAUGCAGACUUUGAAGAUAUGAAGAAAUUCAUUAUUGAAUUGCUUGAUGUGUUCAAGAUUGGAAAUGACCAUGUGCGUAUUGGGGUGGUGAAGUUUGCAAGCCGUGCAACCACAGUUUUCCGAUUACACGACUAUAGCACAAAAGCUGGUGUUGAAAAGGCAGUGAAGGGUCUUGUUAUGAAUGGAGGGGGCACCAGGACUGAUCUGGGGUUAAGAGAAAUGAUACCGCUAUUCAAAGAAGCUGUACAAACACGUGGGGAAAAGGUUCGUGAGCUGCUGAUUUUAAUCACAGAUGGAGAAUCAAUAGGGACAGAAGAGCCAGUAGAAGUUCCUGCUAAAGAACUGAGAACAGAACAGAAUGUCACCAUUUAUGCUAUUGGUGUGAAAACCGCAUCUGUGCCCGAGCUGGAAUUAAUAUCUGGCAGCCCACAAAGGACGUUUUAUGUCAAAAACUAUGAUUUUCUCAAGGAUAUUAAGAAAGACAUCCUUACAGAAAUAUGUUCCUUUGAAGGUUGUGAAGGUCUUUUUGCAGAUGUUGUCUUCCUGAUCGAUGGAUCAGAAAGUGUUAGCGCUGAUGACUUUAAAAACAUUAAGCACAUAAUGGAGAAUGUGAUAGAAAAGUUUGUAAUUGGACCAGAGAAGGAACGUGUUGGAGUUGUUCAGUAUGGAACAAACACAAAAGAGGAGUUUUCCUUAAAUGCAUUUGAUGAUAAAGUUCAAUUAUUAGAGGCAAUCAGAAAUAUCAGACAGAUGAAUGGAAAAACUAACACUGGAAAAGCACUCACAGAAGUAUUGCAAUCUUUUGACGAGUCUAAAGGAGGACGCUCCAGAGCCUUGGAUUUUUUGAUAGUUCUUACAGAUGGAGAUAGUAGGGAUGAUGUAGCCCAACCAGCGAAAGUCCUGAGAGACAAUUCCAUCAACAUCAAUGCCAUUGGUAUGAGACAUGCAAACAGAUCUCAGAUUCUUGCCAUUGCUGGAUCCCAUGGAGGUGUGUUCUAUGAAGACGCAGUUGCUUCCCUGAAAGAAUUAAGCAGUGAGGUUCUUCUCAAGAUCUGUAACACGGAAUGCAAGACACCUGAACUGACUGACAUAAUCUUCCUUGUGGAUGCCUCUGGUAAUCCCAAUAAAGAUGGUUUCCAGGAAUUUAUAAGCUUAAUGGCAUAUGUGGUGAACAAAUCUGUAGUUGGAGAAAGACGGGUACGAUUUGGCGUCAUCACCUACUCUGACAGCCCUCAAUCUGAGUUUACCCUGAAACAGUUCAAAAGUCAGGCUGAUGUUCUGAGGGUUAUCUCAAACCUCAAACCUUCAGGGGGAAGAAGAAACACAGCCCAGGCCCUUCAAUAUACACUCUCCUACUUUGGCGAAACACAUGGUGGACGACGGGCGAAGAAUGUACCCCAAGUGCUGUUUCUGAUUACAGAUGGCAAGGUUAAUGACGUGAGUGGACUGGAAACAUGGCCUGAAUCCCUGGCAAAUUCAGAAGUCAACUUUUUUGUUAUUGGUACUGAAGAUGCCGAUGAGGUCCAGCUAAGGGAGAUGGUGGGAGAGAAAGGAAGAGUGCACUAUGCAAGCACUUACCAGGAUCUGCGUGGACGACAAAAAACAAUCACCCAAGAGCUCUGCAAUCUUAACAAACCAAUUUGUGAGAUGGAGGUAUCAGACCUUGUUUUUUUAAUUGAUGGAUCAGAGUCUAUUGAGGAACCAAGUUGGUAUAUUCUCAAACAAACCAUGAUUGACAUCGUGAAAGAACUGGAUAUUGCUGAAGACAAGUGGCGAGUGGGUGUCGCCCAGUUCAGCGAUAAACUCUUGCAUGAAUUUCACCUGAACGAUUACACUAAUCUUACAGAAGUGGAGCAAGCUAUAAACAACACUAAGCAACGAAAGCAGGGCACAAAUACUUGGGAUGCUCUGAAAUUAAUUAGACACUAUUUCACAGAAGAGAAUGGAUCCAGAAUAGAUGAAGGAAUCCCUCAGAAUCUCCUGCUGAUCACAGAUGGAAAAGCUAAUGAUCAAAAAGACUUGAAUGCAUUAGCUUAUCUCAGAAACAAGAAAAUAACAAUAUCUGUUAUUGGGGUUGGCAAUGAUAUAAAAAAAUCUGAGCUGCUUUUAAUAGCUGGAUCACCUGACCGGAUCCUCAUUGAGACUUUCGACAGCCUUGAACGGAAGACCAUAAGGAAAGUGUUACAUUUCCUCUGUGGAGACCAAAAACGACCUCCCGAACAUGAUUGCGAUAUUGACAUUGCAUUUGGGUUUGACGUGUCCAGACAAUCAACGCAACCUCUGUUGAGACCUCCAGUGGAACCGUUGGUUACUGCAGCCAUCCACAGUAUCUCCAUGAUGAGUGAUCUGUGCUGUGUCAAAGUGGACAACAUUAAAACUAGAUUUGGCUAUAGGCUAGUGUCUGCACGAGAUGGCAGACUUCUGGGUAAUUUUAGUUUUGAGAAGUACAACAAGGAUGUGGUCAGGAAAGUGAUGUUACUGAGACCUACGGAGCCCCUGGCCUUCAACGAGAUUCUGUUAGAUUCCUUCAAAGAAAUGUUUAUCAACUCCAACGCCAAGGCAAAGGUUUUAAUAAUCUUUACAGACGGUUUAGAUGAUAGCAUUCAGCGUUUAAUGGCAAGUUCAGAGAGACUUAAGCAAAGUGGGGUUGAUGCACUGCUGAUUGUGUCUUUGGAGGGAAUAAUGGAUGUUCACCAGCUGGAAUUCGGCAGAGGUUUCGGCUACAUGCAGCCACUGACCAUCAACGUGCUGAAUUUAGGCAAUGCUCUUAUGAAACAGAUUGAAACAGUGGUGCUGAGGAAAUGCUGCGAUGUGUUUUGUUCAUGCACUGGUGUACCUGGACCACGAGGACCCUCUGGAAGACUGGGUCAAAAGGGCUCUACUGGUCAGAACGGUCAUCCUGGAUUUCCAGGAGAUGAUGGUAGUGUGGGAGAGCGAGGACCACCAGGGCUGAAUGGAACUCAGGGACACAAAGGUUGCCUUGGAAACAGAGGAAUCAAGGGCCAGCAAGGCUACAAUGGAAAUAAAGGAGAAGAUGGGGAGGACGGGCUGGAUGAAGUGGAUGGAGAACAGGGCGAUGCUGGUCUACCUGGGCUUCCAGGACCUAAAGGAGACCCGGGCAGUGCUGGUGUGAAGGGUUUCAAAGGGAGUCCUGGAACUAAGGGAUACAGCGGUCUAAGAGGAGAUCCUGGCACACCAGGAAUAGACAACAAUACUCCAGGUCCAAAAGGCGAGAGAGGAGAUACUGGGCUCCCGGGUGAACAGGGGCCUCUUGGACCCCCAGGCAGACCUGGAGAUAAGGGUGAUCCUGGUGCUCCAGGAAGAAAAGGUUCACAAGGAUCCCUGGGUGAAUCUUUAAAUAAAAAAGGAGAAGCUGGACAGCCAGGGCCUCCUGGUUACCCUGGACAAGUGGGACCACCAGGUGGAAAUGGGUUUCCAGGAGAAAGUGGUCAUUCAGGUGUACCUGGAAUUCCAGGUCCCUUUGGCCCUCCUGGAGCUAAAGGCUCAAAGGGAGGUCGAGGACCUAGAGGGCCCAGGGGUCUACCGGGUAACACAGGGAUCAAGGGAGCGCUGGGGCCAGAGGGAUUCGAAGGGCCUCCGGGACAAGAUGGAAGAGAUGGGUAUGGACCUGCUGGGCCCAAAGGACACAAGGGAAACAAAGGAUACUUUGGCCUCCCUGGUUUGCAGGGUGAGGAUGGUACCAAAGGAUCCAGUGGAAGUAAAGGACACAAAGGUUAUCGAGGAACACGGGGGAACAGUGGUUGUCUGGGUAUGCCAGGUGCUCCAGGAGAAAACGGAAUGGACGGACACAGGGGUGAGAAAGGACUUCCUGGGAUCAAUCCGAUGCCUGAAUGUGACCUGGUCAAAUACAUACGCAAGACUUGUGCUUGCUGCGCUGGAAAGCGUUUCCAGUGUCCAGUUUACCCCACAGACCUGGUGAUAGCCUUGGACAUGUCUAUAGGUGUAUCUUCUGAUGUGUUCGAGCGGAUGCGUUCUGCUGCUCUCUCCUUACUGGAAGACAUUUCCAUUGCUGAAACAAAUUGUCCAUGGGGAGCUCGGGUGUCUGUGAUCUCCUACAACAGCGAGUCCAGGAACCUGAUCCGCUUUGCGGACCACCAUAAGAAGAAGACCCUUCUGGAAGCUCUAAGAUCAAUCGCUAAAGAAAGAACCACAAAAAACAGGGACAUAGGACAAGCCAUGCUCUUUGUGGCACGGAACGUCUUCAAACGAGUCAGAAAGGGCAGACUUAUGAGGAAGGUGGCUGUGUUCCUCACAAACGGGCCAACAAAUGAUGAAUCAACACUCGCCACAGCAAUGCUGGAGUUCAAGGCGGCAGACAUUGGCCUCGGAGUGAUCGCUUUGCGACCUGCUGAUGAUGUGAGCCGAGCAAUGCAGGUUGACGACACGAGAAGCUACAUUAUUGUUGAUGGCAGAGAAGUGAAUCGCAUUAAAAAGUGCCUCAUUUGUUUUGAUCGCUGUAACCCAGACCCAGAGUGUGGUAUAAUUCUGCAGCCGCAACCUCUACAGAUGGACUUGGACCUGUCUUUGCUGCUGGAUGGGUCUAAUAACCUGAACACUCAACAGUAUUCAGAUGCGAAGGAGCUUCUUCUGUCUCUGUUGGACCGGAUCGGCGUGAGCAACGAGCCAAGCAGAGCGGACGAGAAAACCAGAUUGGCCGUCUAUCAGCAGAGCUCUGUUUACGGCUCCUCUUACAUCAACGAGGAGUUCAGCUUCACCAAGUUUAAAGAUCGCAGUAUCAUGAAGCGGCAUAUUACUAGUACAGUGAAGCAAGUGGGCGGGACAUCCCAUCCUGAGUUUGCUUUGGAGUGGCUGAUUACUAACAUUAUCCUUAAAGCAGAAAGACCACGAAGCAAACGAAUGGUUGUGGCUGUUUUUGGUGAAAACUCUGAGCACAGCAAAACUCAGCUGGAUUAUUUGUCUAGAUUAUGUAAGUGUCAGAAUGUUGUUAUGUUUGUCCUCAUGGCGGGACACAGAUUCGACUGGACCCGGAUGCAGGAGCUCACCAACUCUCCUCUGGAGCAACACCUGGUAUUCCUGGAUGACAGAGAGUACGCCACACGCUUUGUUUACGCCUUCCUGCAGAUGUUCCACAGAGAAAUCUUGCCCCGGUCUCUGAUAGAUACCCGUGAUUGUCGUGGUUUUGUGCCGAGGCCUGUUGGAUUUGGACAAGGAACCACAGAGAGAGAUAUUCUGCAGACUUAUGCGCCCAUCGAAGGGUCCACUGAAGGGCCCAUCACAACAGAAGAACCUCUGGAGGAAUAUGAUGAUUAUGAUGAACAAAACGCAGAACCAAUUGCUGAAGCUUAUCAACUUCAGUUCACUAAACGUUUUACAGAAGAUCACACCGAGCCUCCAAAGACUAAAGCACGGUGUUUCCUUGAGAGAGAUUCUGGCCGUGUGUGUGCAUCGUAUGUGUCCAGAUGGUACUACAGCCAGAAGACUAAGAAAUGCAUGCACUUUUGGUACGGUGGUUGUGACGGAAAUGAAAACCGAUUCUUGACAGAGGAAGAGUGCUUUAGGGAGUGUGGGUCCUCGGGUAUUUGCCAGCUUGAGUAUGACGCAGGAACUUGCUCAAACUUUGCAGUGAAAUGGCACUUCAACGCCAGCAGUGGUGAAUGUGCCGCGUUCUGGUAUGGAGGCUGUGAAGGGAACAGCAACCGGUUCAACACGCAGGAGGACUGUGAGAAUCGCUGUCUCAGGGCCAAAAAAGCGUCUCUUAACAUAUCUAAACUGUGAUAUCUAAUGAAUUUCCAAUGAAUGCUGAAUCCAUUUAUCUAUGUUUAGCAGCUUCUGUAUUCAUGACCAUAUUCUCAUCAUUGACUGGCAGCCCUAGAGUCAGUCUUGAAGUUUUAGCUAAAUGUAUUUGUACAGAUGUAGUUAAUAAA
This is a messenger RNA of Megalobrama amblycephala (Wuchang bream), 8687 nucleotides long. Its product is annotated as collagen alpha-6(VI) chain-like. NCBI's taxonomy places the organism in Eukaryota, Metazoa, Chordata, Actinopteri, Cypriniformes, Xenocyprididae. Gene Ontology annotation, biological process: extracellular matrix organization. The record is from RefSeq and is a predicted model, not a curated record. The transcript is spliced from 41 exons. Gene Ontology annotation, molecular function: extracellular matrix structural constituent conferring tensile strength; serine-type endopeptidase inhibitor activity. The coding region runs from base 166 to 8538 and encodes 2790 amino acids.